AUGGAUAGGAUAUUUUAUAAAUCGGAUCUUCGGGAUCCAACCACCAAUUAUCCCAUAUAUAUAUUUGAUACAUCAUAUUUACCAUCACCCGAUAUAAUAAAUUAUAAUGAAUUUUUAAUAACUUUAAUGAGUUAUUUACCGAUAAAACCAUAUGUUUUAAUUAUGUUUAGUUGUGGAUUAAAUAAAAUAUCAUGGAUUUGGGGCAUUAAAUUUAUACAAAAAAUCUUGAAUCGAAGAGAUUUAAAAAAUUUAAUUAAAGUCUAUACUGUUCAUGAUAGUUGGUUUUUAAAAUCAAUGACUUCAAUAUUACAAAAUUUCAAUUCAACAAGGAAAAAUUUAGAACAAUUAGAUCAAUUAUUAGGUGCAUUUACAUUUGUCAAUGAUUUAUCUGAUACCAAGAAUGAUAGACAAACUUUAGUUAUUCAUUGUCAAACAUUAAGUGAAUUGAGUUAUUAUUUAGAUAUAACCAAUUUGAAAAUAUCUUAUAAUAUUUUCAAACAUGAUUUACAAAUUUCCGAAUUGAAAUUAUCAAUGAGAUAUCAACCAAUUAUUCAUCCCUUAAUUACAUUAAAUGUUCAAAAAUAUUCGAUUUUCCAUCAUCAUUUAUAUCAAAUUUUCAAAAUAGUAGAGAAUAAUGGCAAUAAAGUGGAAUUGAUAUUAUAUAAACCAGGAAAUAAAUUCAAAUGUGAUAUUUUAUAUCAAUGUAUUUUAAGAAAUCAAUUGAUUUGGAUAAAUGAUUGGGAUUUAUAUUCAAUUGCUACCGUAUUUAAAAGGAUUUUACUGGAAUUACCUUUCCCUUUAAUAGAUAUUGAAUUGAUUAAAUUACCCAUAGGAGAUAAUUUACAAUAUACUUUUAAAAUUUUCAAAAGAUUAAUUAAUAGAUUACAAAGACAUCAAGAAACUCAAAAUUAUGAUCAAUUAUUAUUUCAAAUUUUAGAUAUGUGUUUAAAAAUUGUCGACAAUAAUGACAUUACCAAACAUACAACAACAACGAUAUCAAAAGGUAUGUCAUAUUGUUUGAGUCAUGAAUUAGUAUCAACCAAUAAGACAAACAUUCAAAUUAUCAAUCGUUUUCUUAAAAAUUUACUUGAAUAUUGGUCAGAAAUAAGGAAAAAUUUCCAUAUUUAUACUAUUGAUGAUGUUAUUGAUGGAAAACUUCAAACUGAAUCUAUCUCAACAAGUCAUGAAACUUCAUCUUAUGAUUUGAGCCAUGAUAUAACAUUAGAUCAAGAAAGUGAAAGUAGUAAUAGUAGUAAUGAUGAUGAUGAUGAUGAAGAUAUUGGUUUUAUUGAAACUAAAGAUAUUUUACGAAAUUUAUCCUUAAAUAAUGACAAUAAUAACAACAACAACAACAACAACAACAAUUCUGCAGAUAGAACUGGUGCGAGUACUAGUACUAGUACUAGUACUAAUUCUUUUAAUAAACCAAAUGGAUUUCAUCAACGUACAACAUCAGUAACUAAUAAAACAAUAGACCAAAUCAAUAUAAAAAAAUCUCAUAAGAAAUCAUUAUCUGAUGUAUCUAAUUUACAAAUCCAAUAUCCUCCUCAAAAAUACAAAUUUACCCCAACUACUAUCACCACCACCAGCGGCGGUACCAACAGCGGCACCACCAGCAAUACUUCAAGAAGAGACGAUAAUUCAAAAGCUCAAAAGAAAUCAAAUGUGGAAAACACCAGCAAUGGUAAUGAAUUACAACUGAAUGGUAAUACUAAUAGUCGUAGUGGUAUUCAUAGUGGUAUAACUACAUUUACACCUACACCAACAUUGAAGAAAAAACCUGUAAUUAGAGGUAGAAAAGUUAGUGAAUUGGCUAAAUUAUUUGAAGAAAGAAGUGAAGGUAUUGAAAUUUUACGAGGCAUGACUUAG
Messenger RNA from Candida albicans SC5314, 1869 nucleotides. RefSeq names its product Ecm25p (gene ECM25). Gene Ontology annotation, biological process: signal transduction. Bases 1 to 1869 code for a protein of 622 amino acids. The record is from RefSeq and is a predicted model, not a curated record. NCBI's taxonomy places the organism in Eukaryota, Fungi, Ascomycota, Pichiomycetes, Serinales, Debaryomycetaceae. The transcript has a single exon.